Cornus florida is the source of this 1443-nucleotide messenger RNA. Its product is annotated as thermospermine synthase ACAULIS5-like. Gene Ontology annotation, molecular function: thermospermine synthase activity. Gene Ontology annotation, biological process: polyamine biosynthetic process. The record is from RefSeq and is a predicted model, not a curated record. Bases 172 to 1230 code for a protein of 352 amino acids. The transcript is spliced from 10 exons. NCBI's taxonomy places the organism in Eukaryota, Viridiplantae, Streptophyta, Magnoliopsida, Cornales, Cornaceae.
UACCCCUUUUCGAUUUCUCUGCCACCUUUUCUUCUUUAUAUUGUGCACUUACCCUUCACUUCUCUCCAUCCCUUCUCACUCUCUCUCUCUCUCUCUCUCUCUCUCUCUAUAGUGCGCCAUAUUGAGCUUUCUCUAUCUAUCUAGUGAGAAAUCAUAUUGAGCUGUAAGAAAAUGGCUGAUAUUUCUUGCUCUAACGGGAUUAAUCUUAAUGGAAAUGGAAAUGGUGUCGUUAAUGGCCAUGGUCACGCUGUCGUUAACGGCAAUGGUCACACAGUGGUAGCAGGAGGAGGUCAGAGGAAGAGCUGUUGGUAUGAAGAAGAGAUUGAAGAGAACUUGAGAUGGUGUUUUGCUCUCAACCGUAUUUUGCAUACAGGAGCAACUCAGUUCCAGGACAUUCAACUUUUGGACACAAAGCCCUUUGGAAAGGCUCUAGUUAUUGAUGGAAAGCUUCAAAGUGCUGAGAUAGAUGAGUUCAUUUACCAUGAAUCUCUUGUUCAUCCAGCACUUCUUCAUCACUCAAAUCCGAAAACCAUCUUCAUCAUGGGAGGAGGUGAAGGUUCCACCGCAAGAGAAUUACUUAGACACAAGACAGUGGAGAAGGUUCUCAUGUGCGACAUUGAUGAGGAGGUGGUGGAUUUUUGCAAGUCAUACUUGGUGGUAAACAGAGAAGCCUUUUGUGAUCCAAGACUCGAGCUCAUUAUCAAUGAUGCCAGGGCUGAGCUUGAAAGCAGAGAAGAGUGCUAUGAUGUGAUCAUAGGAGACCUUGCUGACCCAAUAGAAGGAGGCCCAUGUUACCAACUCUACACAAAAUCCUUCUAUGAAUCCAUUAUUAAACCUAAACUUAACCAGGGUGGCAUUUUUGUGACACAGGCAGGACCAGCUGGAGUGUUCAGUCACACAGAAGUUUUCUCUUGCAUUUACAAUACUCUAAGGCAGGUUUUCAAAUAUGUUGUGCCUUAUUCUGCUCAUAUUCCUUCCUAUGCUGACAUUUGGGGAUGGGUCAUGGCAUCGGAUGCUCCAUUUGUGCUGAAUGCCAAUGAAUUGGACCAAAGAAUGGAACAGAGGAUCAAGGGGGAGAACAGAUAUCUUGACGGCAAAACAUUCACAUCAGCCUCUACCUUGAGCAAAGCUGUUCGGAAAUCACUGGAUAACGAGACUCAUGUCUACACAGAGGGAACUGCAAGGUUCAUAUAUGGCCAUGGUACCGCCUACAAACACAAUCAAGCUUGAGAGUUGAAAUAGAAGGGAGCCCCUAACAAAAUCACAGAGACACAGAAAGACUGCAAGUUGAAAGCAAACUUGCCCUUUUAAAAUGUUUUUUUAUUGGUUUCAAAAAGAAGUGUCUUUCUUCUUCUUUAUCCCACCUUUGUUUUCCAUUUGCUUAUGUAGUUACUUGAAAGGAAUGAUAUAAUGGUAAUGGAUCCUUGUUUGUUUCAUUAGAAA